AAACAGUCAGAAAGUAUAAAAUGGUAAUUUAUAUCAGAUUACAAUAUAUUUCGCCCGAAACAAAUUAAAUUUAAUAAUAUUGUGUUUGUUCAAGUAGCAAUAUAGCAUCGUUGAACAACUUUAUUACACAGUCAGAUACGGGUCAGAGACCAGCCCUUCACAUAAAUAAUAGAUUAAAGCUGCAGCUGGAAAAACUUUUUAGUGACAGCCCAAACCCUUACUCAAAUCCUAAUGGACUUAAUAGGAUGAAUAAUCUACUAAAGUUAAAAGUACCUACUCCUGAUUUGAAAGGCUCCAAAAUAAGGAGUGGUUUUGUCGAUCACUUUACCACAAAACCAAGUAAAAGUCAAUCAAAAGAAAUUAGAAAUUUACUUGAGCCCCCCAAAUCAAAUUUGUUGGAAAAGGCAACAAAGAACGUCGAAACGAAUGAACUUUUUGCUUCAAAUGAUAAAUCUUGUAGUACCGAUAACAAUUUUAUGACUACCCAUAAUCCUGCUUAUAUGCUCUGUUUUCUGAUAACAUAUCUGCACAAUUUCAACAAGUUAUUAGAGGAAAAACUACAAUGUCUCUUUAGAAAUGAUUGGCAGAAAAAAAAUAUGUGGUAUGGUGUCUCUGUUGACAAGAAUCUGUUAGAUACUGUAUUCGGGUCAAAGAAAAACCUGAAGAAAUUGUUCAUUGCAAGUGGUAUUAUCCGUAAGGAUGACAAUCUUCGGAAAUCUGAAUUCUGUAUUCGUGGUGAAGAGAUUCUACCAGCUAUUCAACAAAAGCUAGGAGACUUGGAGUUUAAGAUGAAAUCAUACUUUGUGGUAGCACACGUAUUUUCAAAGCAUAUUCAACUCACUUUGCACCAAGUCGUCAAACUGGCUACAUCCAAAAAGGAUGCUUCAACUAUUGUUAUCCAUGAAAAAAUAAUAUCCAUCGAUGAUGUAUAUGAUAGCCUAUGCAAAGAAAUUUGGAAAAGCAUAAAUUACGGCGACCAAAUCAAUUACUGCGCAACACACUUGCAUGAUAAACACGAAGAAAAUGGUUUGGGAUCAUUUGAAACAUACAGCACUGUUCGUCAAAAACUAAAGCUGCUUGUAGUUAAACUCUUAUCAGAGAACAAAACAAGUUUAGACAUGGAUUCUAAAAAAGAGUUAAGCAUCAACGACAAAUGCACAUGUAGCAUCAAUAUUUUUCUUCGUGAUAUUAUUGAAGUAGGAAUGAAGUCAGUUAUCAAUUGUACGUCAACUAUCACGGUGGCUUCAUUAACAAACAAAGAGCUAUUUGGAAAUUAUGAAGUAGAUUAUCUUUUCAUGCUUGGAGAUCCGUUUCAUCUGUCUCAUGGCUCACUGAUUUACGACGCAUACUCUAUGAUAACUCAGCAAGUGAUCGGUGAAAGUGUCCAUUUAAAAGAAAGAAAUGUACUUCCAUUCAUACUAAGAGAAUCCAUUUUAAAGCUACUGGAAGCUGUUACACAAAUAAAGCCAUACAUGUACGAAAGGUUUAUCACUGGAAUAUUAUGCCAGGUAUCAAAUCAAACAUUCGCAGUUAGGUUUCCAUCAAUUUAUACAGGAAAAUAUUACCCGUUUUUCCGUAUAAACAGUAGCGACGAUGUUAAGAAUACCAUACAGAACGACGGUAAAUACUUGGUAUUUAUUCAAAAGGGAAAACCGAUUCCCACAACAGGAUCAAUGAUAAAAAUGAUGGUUGACUCUGUAGAUAGACCAUGGACAGAAAUCAUUAAAGUGAAGCAUUCGAGUGACGCUCUGUUAGUAAAGUAUACCCUUCUGGACGAAAAAUCUCAAACUUCAAAGUACCGAAUGCGUCCCAAAGGCCAAGAAAGUUCAGCCCAAAAAUUAAUAAUAGAGUGUAAGCAUCUCAACUAUAAUAACUCUGUUCAAUUGUCUGUAAGAAUGAUGGGAAGUGAUGUCAGCUACAAUAAGUCGUCAUAUAAAGAUAUUUUGAUUAUCGGAGAGCCGUUAACACUCGCUUAUACUUGAGCCGUAAUAAAACCUUGACUUUUUAUUUUU
Messenger RNA from Mucor mucedo, 2012 nucleotides. RefSeq lists its product as uncharacterized. The transcript is spliced from 4 exons. The coding region runs from base 246 to 1982 and encodes 578 amino acids. The record is from RefSeq and is a predicted model, not a curated record. Lineage: Eukaryota; Fungi; Mucoromycota; Mucoromycetes; Mucorales; Mucoraceae.